AAUAUUCUCCCCGAAACAUAUUUUAGAUUAAAUAUAAACGUUAAACAUUUUAAAACUAGUUGGCUUACUGUGUUACCGAAGCAUAAUGACAUGAAACAAUCUGAAACUUGUGGGAGUUGAAUGAAUUUUCCACUACAGCUCCAUCACCAGUAACAAACCCACGAAAUGGCGGCGGAGACGGAUCGCUUGAAGUUACUAUCAGCUUGCACAGCUGCCGAGAACUUCACCAAGUUUUACUAUGAAUAUGUAGAUAAGAUGAGGCAUAAGUUGGCCAAAUUAUACUUAGAAGAUGGCAAAUUAGUGUGGAAUGGUAAUCCAGUAGAUGGCAGUAUGAAUAUCCAAAAGUUUUACGAGGACCUGCCAACAAGUAUUCACAUCAUCACAUGCCUAGACUCACAGCCUGUUCGAGAAGAAGCAGUUGGUCAACAGUCAACUAUACAGGUGACAACAGCAGGCUUUGUCACAUUCAAGGAUCGCAAGUACCCGUUCCAUCAGUCAUUUCUGAUUACAGCAAAAGAAGACAAGUGGAAGGUCGUCUCAGAUGUGUUCAGAUUUCAGGCAGUUGCAUCGUAACGAUAAACAGACUCGGCACUGGAUUUAUGCCUGUGGGGGCCCUGUGCAGUUCAGACAUGUGGGUGCCCUGAGCUUCACAAUAGCUACUUAAUUUAGUAACACACCCACAAGCUGUUGUGUUAUAAAAGUAAAACUCCCCAAAAUAACAUUGAUUAUCCUUGGUCUAGAAUAUGAGAAAUUUAUUUUUACCUUAAACUUGUGAGUAAGUAAUGGCAUAUCCUAGCUUAUAUACCCUCCUCCCUCCCCCAGGUUGCCAGCUAGAGUAUAUGUAUACUGUACUGUACUACUAAGAAACUAAUUACAGUAACAUAAUAAAAAUAUACUUAAAGGAGCUAGCUUUUUAUAAUUUCAUUUGUAUUUAAAUGUGGGGGGGGGGGGGCUGUCUGGCUGCAUAGUCUGCACACACCUAAAUCUACCACUGAUCAGACUAUAUUUUAGAGUUACGGUACCUGAUUGAUAUCCUUUUGCAUCAGUGGAAUGUAAUUUAGUAAUUCGUGCAAUAAAAUUAUUUGAAAUACU
Homarus americanus (American lobster) is the source of this 1092-nucleotide messenger RNA. It is a transcript of the gene Nxt1, whose product is annotated as NTF2-related export protein-like. The transcript has 4 exons. The coding region runs from base 166 to 573 and encodes 135 amino acids. Gene Ontology annotation, cellular component: nuclear pore central transport channel. The record is from RefSeq and is a predicted model, not a curated record. Lineage: Eukaryota; Metazoa; Arthropoda; Malacostraca; Decapoda; Nephropidae. Gene Ontology annotation, biological process: protein import into nucleus.